GCGCUUGCUUGCUUAUGCUCUUGCUUCGGCGUUCAGACCGAAGCAGUUGUGAGGAGAGGACAAACGCGCACUGAUAUUACAAGACGAGAUUUGCAUACUACAGCAUUAUUUUGCGCUAGACGUAAACAAAUAUUGUAAACAUAUUUUAUUUACGUGUGAAAAGUUGAGAUUGCACAAGCGAUAUGAUGCUCGAGUCGAUUGACGUGACAGUUUGUCUCUCCGGUGCUGAGACUGGUCCUUCUACUUCAAUGCACCUGUCGGAGUUGUUCUCUGUGAUGAGGAGCACGGGAUUGUUUCACAGCGGCACGUGGACUUGUGUUGCCAUUGUGUGCCACACACUUGCCUGACAUAACAGGACAGUUUAUAUGUAUCCUUAGUCUGUUCUCCUUGGAUGAUGUAGAUAUAUUUAUAAAAUCAGAUGUCUGUAUCCUAAGGGACACGUGGAUUAUGAAAGACUGCUGGAUGGUUAAAUGCAGAACAUGAUUGUUCAGCAGUAUCUGUCAUUCUGAAUGGAAAAUCUUCGAUGGCCAGAGAUGGAAACUUCUAAGAGUUGCGUCUUAAGCCCCAUGGAAAAGCCUGUAAGCCCUAGUCAGUUGCAUCUGGAGCACAUAUCCUCAGGCAUACUGAAAGAUCUGUUUAACAAUGCCACUAACAGCUACAACACACUGCUGCAGAAAGAGUCAGAUGCUCAGGAGAACCCUAAACACUCCACAGGCCCCAAAAGAGUCUCUACAGCAACUCAUCGUGAAAGACACUUGCCGUCCCUAGCUCCUCUCUCCAUGAGUGGCCUGGCCUUUGGUUGCAGAGACACUAGGCAUGCUCAGUCUGUGUUCUCCUGUUUCUCCACCAGCAAUUCCAAGCAAACAAAUAGCAUCACCGUGCUUGGCAGUUCCAUCCGUCUGUCCCCCUGCCCCAUUUCCAAGCCCAAAAACAGCUGCCCAGCUAGAACAAAACUCCCACAGCUGCCCAGAGCGCUAUCUACUGCUCGUGAUGGAGAGAACUCACUCAAGAAGCUGUGCAUCCUCACUGCUAUUAAACCAUUCAAUGUGGAGAAGGAAAAGGCCAGGUUUUUCAAAUCAGACUUUAAAAACAACCCUCAGUUUGAGUACAGCAAUCCUCUGCCUCCACAGGUACUAGCAAAGUAUAAUAAUGCUUCGGAUCGCUUUCUUACACAGGCUGUUCGGAUCAUGGAGUUGGCUUUGCAGAAAUACGGCUCCUAUGAGAAGUUUGAGCAAGCCACCGGAGGAAAUCUCCUUACCAAGAGCCGCAUCGGGUCCCAUGUCAAAAAAUACAUGGAGAAGGAAGGAUGCACAGGAGAGAUUGUGGUUCAUCUUACUGAUGACCUGCUGUCCAGAGCGUCAAUGACUGUGGUGAAUGGCAGACCUACUCUCACCAUUAACAUCUCUACUGCCAGAGAGCAAUGGCUGGAGGGGAUGCUAAGGCAUGAAAUCGGUACGCACUAUUUCCGUGGCAUCAACAACAGUCGUCAGCCGUGGAGCAGCAUUGCCGGCAGGAAGAAACACGGUCUGCGGCCCAUCAACCCCACUGAGGAGGGUCUGGCUAGCAUCCACAGCGUUCUCUUCCGCAAGGACCCUAUCCUGUGGCGUGCAGCCCUGCUCUACUACACCGUCUAUCAAGCUAGCCACAUGUCCUUUUCACAGCUGUUUCACGACCUGCGUCGAUUCGUCCACGACCCCAACACACGAUGGGACUACUGCGUCAGAGCCAAACGAGGACAGACGGACACCACACUGCCAGGCUGUUUCUGUAAGGACCAGGUUUAUUUAGAUGGCAUCUUGAAGAUUCUCAGACACCGAGAAAAGAUUGACUUCCAGCUGCUCAUGGCUUUGGGAAAGGUGUCCUAUGAGGAUGUGGAGCGUCUGAAAGGUCUGGCUCUGAUGGAUCAUGUGCGGAUUCCUCACUUCCUACAGGACCAAGCGCAUUACACGGAGCAGCUUCAUAAAAUCAUGGAGGUCAACCAGUUAACUGAUGCGGAGCUGAGCACACUCAUCUGAACAUGUGGCAUUUGAUCUUCUGUUCUUACAUGUGAAACAGCUGCUUUGUAAAUAGGUGAAUUUCACAAACCUACCCAGGCCAUGCAAUACUUUACCAAGAAUAUGUUCAGAUCACUUUUUUAAAUAUUUCCCCUCCAAUUCUGUAACAAAUUAUUUUGUUACAAAAUAAAUUUGAAUGCUGCAAUGUAAAAAUAACAUUAUAUAAGCGUAAAUUCAAAACGUGAUUUUUAUGUGUAUAAAAUGGGAUCCUGGCAUGUUUUUGUGAGUUUCACCCUGAUGAGGACUGAAAAACAAAGAGAUUUCUAGGAUAAAGACUGGAAUACAUAGUCACACAGUGGCCUAUAAAGCUGUAUUUGUUUUUCUUUACUGAAAGUUAUCAUUUUGAGUAUUUUUGCAGGACCUAUCAGAGUCCUGUCAGAAGACACUCAGGACAUGUGGAUUCUCUUUUGAAAAGGGAUUAAAAUAAAUGCCAAAAUGACAGAUUUUCAUCAGUUACAUGUUGCCAAACACUCAUAUGAACUACAAGUUCCUUAAGCCAUUUAUUUUCUCAAUUUAUUUUACUGUAAACUUUAACUUGCUUGUGUAGUAUAGUUUUACAUAUUUUUGGCUGAUUUUACAAAAAUACUUUGAUUUUGGUGCCAAUAUGUUAAUUUGUUUAAGUGUAUUUUAUAUAAGUCGACCAUCAUAUUUGUUCAAAGUAUAAAUUGUAUUAAUAACAUCUUGCUAGAACAUGUUUACUACCUUGAUUCUAUUGUUGAUGUGCAGUAUCUGACCUUUGCUGUCUUCCCAUAUUUUUAUAUAUAUAUAUAUAUAUAUAUAUAUAUAUAUAUAUAUAUUGUUGUCUUUAGAAGUUGCCUGUAAAAUACUUUACGGCCCUAGACAGUUUUCUUUUUUAAAUGACCUUCCUACAUUUAAAGGAUUUAAUAAAUGCAUGCCUUGCUUUUCCACAUAUCAUGCUCAGAUGUUCAAUCCAAAGGUAGAACACUAGAUCUUUAAUGUAGGAUGUGAUUUUUCCAUUGAUUCUAAAUGAAGUGUGAUCAUUGUUUUCAAGUGAGCAAGGAUUCAUCUUCAUUCCCACAAAGCCCUUUCAAGCACACCGUACAGUGAUCUUUUGACAAACUCUUUCCACAGGUGUCUGUUCUCACAUGUCUCUGUAAGCAGAUCCUGGAGUCACUUCAAUCACCUGCUGACUGACACCUACAUCAGGACGCACAGGACAAAAGCUUUACACACACAUACACGCACCUCAUUAAUCCCUCUGAGUGCUUAGUUUUCACACUUCCUGUAAUCUGUAGGAUUAAGCUUGGAUUUUUGUGUCAUUAGGGAAUUCAUGCAGUGCAAAUUACCUCAAAAUGAUAUGAACAGUCACAGGUGAAGCACAUAUUGUCAAUCUCUGGGUCUGUCGUCAGUCAUGGUAAAAGUUAAUGACACCUUUGGCAAAUAUGAGCAAUAAAGGCUGUGAAAAUGAAA
Messenger RNA from Danio rerio (zebrafish), 3485 nucleotides. NCBI's taxonomy places the organism in Eukaryota, Metazoa, Chordata, Actinopteri, Cypriniformes, Danionidae. The record is from RefSeq and is a predicted model, not a curated record.